AUGAAUUCACUAUAUAAUAGAUAAACGACGCGGUUUUCCAAAUAAUUAAAAAAUAAAUACACGUGAAAGUUAUUUAGCUACUACAAAUAUACACCAAUAAUAAUACUAUACGAAGUCUAUCCUCCAUUGUCGUUGUACAUUUACCAUGGUCGCGUACGUAACGUCGAUAUUAAAUCAAAGAAAACGUAUUGUGUUUCAAGACGAAUGUAACCGUUUUGAUUGAAUAAUAACGUUGAUUGAGAGCGUGCGUGUAUUUCACAUACUAAUUCAAACAUGCCAGAAUUUCUUUAAAUUGUUUUUAAAGUUAGUGUUAGAGAAUGGCAGACUUUAACGAAGGUAUUGAUGGGAAAUUGGCUUUUCGGAUGCGAAAAGUCAAUCCCGAACAGUUUCAUACACUCGUCAAGAUGCAUUUAUCUUUUGAAUUGGAUCUUAAUACCGAGGAUAAUGACUGUAUUAUUGAGAAGGCCAAAUUAAAAAAGUGGGGUAUAUUCGCAAGAAAACCAAAGUCUACUAUUAAUUUACAGAAACUAGAAGGUGUUAGUUUAUCUGAGAAUGGAAUAAAUCAAGUCAAACAAUUAAUAGAAUAUUUAUCCAAAGAGCAAAGUAUUAUACAAGAGGGAAUAUUUCGACGUACCGGAAAAUUGACACGGCAACAAGAUCUUAAAAAUGCACUUUACCAAGGUGUUUCUUUAAAUCUUGAAGAUGGUCGAUUUAGUGUACAUGAUUGUGCAUCCGUUUUGAAAGGAUUUUUAGCAGAAUUAUCGGAACCUCUUUUAACAGAUCUUCAUUUUCCAGCUCACUGUCAAAUUGCUGAAUUGUGCAAUUUGAAUGAUAAAACUAAUGAAGCUAGGCUACUUAGAUCUUUGCAAUUGCUUUUAUUGCUUUUACCACCUCCAAAUAGACAUAUAUUGAAAUGUGUCCUUAAUCUUCUUAAUAAGACUGCAACUUUUGAACAUAAUAACAAAAUGAACUGUGAUAGUCUCGCUACUCUUUUUACUCCUCAUUUAUUAUGUCCAAGAAAAUUAUCACCUGAAGCAUUACAUAUAAAUUCACAAAAUUUGUCAUGUUUGGUGGCUUUUAUGAUUAAAAAAAGUGUGGAAUUAUUUGAUAUUCCUCCUAAAUUAGCAACUGAUAUAAGAGCUUAUUGGAUAGAACAAGAAAGAAAAUUACUAAGUCCUAAAAAAUCAGAUUUGGAUGAAUCUGUACCAGACACCACAGGCACGGCGCAUACUGUAUUUAGUUUUGUUGAUCAUAAAUUGACAGCAAAGGCUAAUUCUACUCAAGAUACUCAGGCAGCACUUGCUCAGCUGUAUGCUCAUAUACAAGCAAUGCCAGAGUCUGCAAAAAAACGAAGACUUGUAAAGCAAUUUAAUAAGGAAAAUGGUCAAGGUACACCUAGGCAUGUAAAAAAUAUUCGAACAAAGAGUCUUGGAGAUUCAAUAAAGAAGCACAUUUUUCAAAGAAAACUUUUGAGUAAUAAAAAAUUUAUCGAUAUCAAUAUCGGAUGUAACAUCACCAGAUCUAGUAGCGAGGAAAAUAUAUUAUCUACGAGUCUUGAAAAGCCGUUCCUUCAAAAAACUCGUUACACUAAAUCAGAUGAUGAAUUUAAUAUAGAAAAUUCUGGUACAGAUACUAAUAACCUUGUACGCACUAAACAUAUUAGUAACAGUACUGGUAGUAUUAAUGCUCCUACUGCAACAACUUAUAAAAGUAAAAGAAAAGUCAUUGGUUUUGUAAAUAUUAGCGAUACACGUUCCAAUGAAGAACUUGAAGAAAUAAAAUACCAGAAAUCUUCAUUAAAAUUAAAGAAGUCAUUUGUAAAUAGUUCUGAAAGUUAUAAGACAUUAGAUGGAAGUACCUUUAUACAUGAAGAAUUUUCUAAUGAUGAAGAUACAGACAAAAAUACUAAUUUAUCUAGUACUAGUAGAUUGUCAAGACAAUCUAGCGAACCACCGGACAUGUAUUCUUCUCAAGUUACACCAAAUACUAUUGAUAGCAUUGAAUUGGUUAGACAAAAUUCUGAGCCAGUAUUUUCAAUGUCUAGAAGAAAAGAUAUGGAAGUCGAUUAUACUCCUAAAAUCGCAGAUGUUGAUACAAAAUGUUUAGAAGUGACAUUAAAAUAUGAUUCAUGCAUGGAGAAUGCAUGUUCACAUCCAUCCCCAAGGGUUAAAAACAGAUUUUGGAAUGUAUAUGCUGCUCAUACUUCAACGCCAUCAAGUCUUUUGCGAAAAAGUUUAGUUGCUAAUGAUUACAUACUGACACCUAUCACUAAUAAUGACAAAAGCAUGAGUCCUAUCACACAAAGUGCAACUAAAAUGACAAAAGCUAUGCAGGAAACCAUGAUGACUCCACGUUCUCGUAAACCCGUUAUGAUGGUAUCAGGGUCGAAUCUUUGUGAUCUUGCCAGUAUGAAUGAGAGUUCACAACGUAAUGUUUCCAGUAACUUGCAUAGAUCAAAUAUUGAUUUGUUCACUCAUGUGAACUGUUCUUCUAUUUUAGAAAAAUUACGUAGACCAGAUAGUCCAGAUGGUGAAUUUAUUUAUAUGGAAGGUGUUGACAUAGAUGAUAAAGAAAAUCUUACAGAAGCAAUAUGUCAAAAGCAAAAUUUGGAUACUUCUAAUGCAGACGAAUGUUGUACCAUGACGCGGCAAAGCUCUAUGUCUAUAACAAGCACAUUUAGAGAAUAUUUAUUAUCGAGAAGCGUAUUAACUGCAAGUCCUGUUGAUCUUAGUUUUACUUCACGUACUGAUGAUUUUGAGCAAUCAGAAUCUGACAUAAAUAUUUUAAAUGAAGAUGGACUAUCUAGUAGUUUACUUCGUUGCUUAGAUGGAAACAAUCCAGAAUCUGACACGUCUGGUAUAGCCUCUGGUAGUGCAAAUAGCGCUAAUGACUCUUCAGAGAAAAUCGAAGAAAUUGUUUCUCCAAGAAAACGAGGAACUAGUUUACAGCGUAAUGACUCAAAAAGAUCUAUAAAGGAUAAAAACGUGUUAAAGACAGAACGUGGUCAAAGUUUUAAGUACAAACAGAUAAGCGAGUCAAGAUUAAAUUCUACAAAAGUAAAGGAUACAUUUCAGGAGACAUCGUUUUAAAUUGGAAUAAGAAGAUUACUUAAAAUAUAAGUACAGACUAAUGUGAAUUUCAGUAUGAGCAUUGAUGAAAUAUAAACGUGAUUUUAGU
Messenger RNA from Polistes canadensis, 3177 nucleotides. RefSeq lists its product as uncharacterized. Gene Ontology annotation, molecular function: GTPase activator activity. NCBI's taxonomy places the organism in Eukaryota, Metazoa, Arthropoda, Insecta, Hymenoptera, Vespidae. The record is from RefSeq and is a predicted model, not a curated record. The transcript has 7 exons. Gene Ontology annotation, biological process: regulation of small GTPase mediated signal transduction; signal transduction. Gene Ontology annotation, cellular component: cytoplasm. Bases 318 to 3089 code for a protein of 923 amino acids.